Guillardia theta CCMP2712 is the source of this 1821-nucleotide messenger RNA. RefSeq lists its product as hypothetical. NCBI's taxonomy places the organism in Eukaryota, Cryptophyceae, Pyrenomonadales, Geminigeraceae. The coding region runs from base 1 to 1821 and encodes 606 amino acids. Gene Ontology annotation, molecular function: protein binding. The transcript is spliced from 20 exons. The record is from RefSeq and is a predicted model, not a curated record.
AUGAGCACGGAGGUGGAGGAAGGGAUGCGGGCGCUGCGAGGGAUGAGACAGACGCUGUUCUCGGGUCAGAGAGGAGAGCUGGAUGACAUCGCUGAGAGAGGAGGAGGAGGAGGAGGAGGAGAAAGAAACAAGUUCGAAGAGGAGGAGAAAAAGUCCAGGUAUACCCUCGAUGACUACUCGCCCCCGCUUGGAGGAGACGAUGCUUCCAUUUCCAUCCAGACGGCAUGGAGGGCUCACUUUGCAAGGAAAGCAGCGAGAGAGUCAAAGUUUUUCAUCGCACAGUCCAUCAACUCUUCGCUGCUGCUUCCCAUGCGAGGAAAGGAGGCGUUGGACAGAUGUGAGACUCGAGACAUCAAUUUUCAUCAUGAGGUGCUUGUCCACCAUGUCCAGGAGCUUCGGCGGUCAGUGGAGAAGAAGUUUGGAGGGCUGGAAGACUUGAAGCAAGCGAACUUGUCUAGCGACAGUCUCGAGUGGGAAGGGCAUCCCUCUAGAGGAGGUCAUGAUCCAGUAUCAACACCGUCCAACCACCUGCCUCCCUCGGAAGAGAUUGAGAUGAACAGAAUGCACAUCUCUAUCAGCGUCUGCCUCACUCCCCUCUGCCCUUUCUGGGUGUCUCAGCCCUGCCCCGACGUGUGGAGUAAGAGGCUGCACAACCUUACCAUUAAGUUUCCCCGAUUCACCGAGUUGAUCAGUGCAGGAGAGCUGUAUGGAGCGCUGCAGAUCCUGCUAGACGACUUCCUCCUUGCGCUUCAGACUGGCAACUCAACAAGGUCGCUGGCCCUCAGCAUCUCCCUUGCAAGCGAGUACAUAGCAAGGAUGAUGAUAGCAAGCGGACGACCGCACGAAGCGGUCGACACUCUUAACUCUAUCCUCAACCUCAUCCACAACAGAUCCGGGCUGAUGACCUGCCCAGGGCAUCACCUGAUCAAGGGGAUGCUAUAUGAUGUGAUCAGCCAAUCCUAUUUCGCGCAGAAUCAGAUGAUCUCCGCGUUGUACUUCUCUGAGAAGGUCCGGGAGCAUGCCACGGAGGUCCUGAGGGAAAUUUUCCACGACCUCGUCAGCAUCUGGGUCGGUCACGAGGCGGUUAUCCUCUUCAACCUGGGGUUCACUGAGGAUGCAUUGGACGCGUGCGAAAGGUCCUCCCGUGUCAACUCGCAUACUCCCGCGUGUUCGGACACCUCCUCCGUCUCAUCCGCCAAGUCUUUGAUGCACGGAAGCAGACUGUCACGAUCCAAAUCUCCGAUGGGGAUGCAGAGCAAGAGGCUAAGACCGCUGGGAAAGAAGGGCCAGACGAACGUCUCGUUGCGAUCGUCGUCUCAGGACAGCCUCCCAAGCCUUGCAGGCUCACAUUCGAGGAGCUCCAUGGCAGGAGACGCCGCAUCGGUUCGAAGUCGCCCCGUGCUCGAUGAAAGCUCUCCUGAGCUGACGUCCAGCUCGAGUCUCCUCAGUCUAAUGGCCCAUGGCUUCCCGGGCCAGUCAAGAUUCUUCCGGAGCAACGCGAAGGCUGUGCACUGCUUCAACGUCGUCGUCUUGAAUCUUCACGCUUUCUAUGUCAGCAAGGCAGAAAAGGGUCUCCAUCAAGCUCAGAAGCAUCUCGAGAUUUUAAACAACCGGAGCUUUUCGGAUGAUGGCGAGGAGAUUGAAAGAUUUGUGAAUUUACUGAGCGAAAUGCUUGUGUGUCUCAAAAAGGUCAGAAUCUCUUCUGACGGAAGCUGGUGGAAGAGACUGCAAGAGCGGCUUCGAUCUUCACAGGGCUCUCUCAGUGGCUUGCGGAAGGACGGAGCCAACGCUCUUGCAAGGAUCAAGCUGCUUUCUGUCUGA